Acanthisitta chloris (rifleman) is the source of this 912-nucleotide messenger RNA. Its product is annotated as lysine-specific demethylase 3B-like. The transcript is spliced from 4 exons. The record is from RefSeq and is a predicted model, not a curated record. Lineage: Eukaryota; Metazoa; Chordata; Aves; Passeriformes; Acanthisittidae. The annotation marks the transcript as partial.
AUGGUUCAUGCAGCACGAGGCAAAUGGGGUAUUAAAGCCAACUGUCCAUGUAUUAACCGUCAGAACAAAUCUGUGUUGAGACCAGCUGUCACUAAUGGAAUAUCACAGCUUCCUACUGUAAAUCCCAGUGCAUCAGUCUCUGGAAACGAGAGCACCUUUUCCACUGGAGCGGGGACAGCAGGAGUGGGGCAGCUAGAAACGGACACUGGUCCAAAGUCUGAAGCAGCUGAUAGUAGGAUAGAAGAAUCUGCAAAAGCAGAGACCUUACCAACUAAUAACCCUGGUGAAAUAAAGACUAACAGACCACUUUGUCCAGAAUCAGCUCCAUCGUCUGCUUUGCACUGGCUUGCAGAUUUAGCAACGCAGAAGGCGAAAGAAGAAACGAAAGAAUCAGGAUCACUGAGAUCAGUGCUAAAUAAAGAAUCCCAUUCACCCUUUGGAUUGGAUUCCUUCAACUCCAGCACAAAGGUUUCCCCGCUAACCCCAAAGCUGUUCAAUAGCCUCUUGUUGGGCCCAGUGACAUCUAGCAACAAAGCUGAAGGCUCCAGCCUGAGGGAUCUGCUGCACACAGGGCCAGGAAAGCUUCCUCAGGUCUCACUGGAUGCAGGAAUCCCCUUUCCUCCAGUCUUUUCUGCGGCUUCUACGGGGGCCAAAGGUAAAGCCAGCCUGCCGAACUUCUUAGACCAUAUCAUUGCUUCUGUGGUGGAAAAUAAGAAGACAUCAGAUUCUGUGAAACGAGCUAGUAAUCUAGCUGACACACAGAGAGAGGUGAAGGAAAUGGUAAUGGGAUUAAAUGUGCUGGAUCCACACACAUCCCACUCUUGGCUCUGUGAUGGUAGACUCCUUUGCCUUCAUGAUCCCAGCAACAAAAACAACUGGAAGAUCUUCAGGGAAUGCUGGAAACAAGGCCAG